AUGUUCAAGAGAGAGAUAACCGCCGCGCCCAAAUCCAAGUUAAAGUCGUCCGUUCAGCGCUCGCUACGUCAGUCCUUACUGUCUACCUAUCCGUUACUAAACCCUUACAUCGAUGAGAUCCUACCGAAGAAGGGGUCGCUCGAGGCCAUGAAGCUUCCCGAUCGCUGCACACUGUACGUGUUAGACUCCCAGCCGCUAUUCUUCCAGCAGGACACGACAACGCUACUACCGCACCUACGCCUCGUCCACCGCUUCCCAGACGCCUUCCCUAGUAUACGCAUAGACCGCGGAGCGAUUCGCUUCGUAUUAUCCGGAGCCACACUCAUGGCACCCGGUCUGACAAGCACUGGUGGUAGAUUACCCAGCGGCGUCAGCACCGAAGAGGGGAAGGAGGGUCUAGACGAAGACGAGAGGUGGACCAGGGAAUUGGAAAAGGGAGAGCCCGUAGUAGUCCGAGCCGAGGGGAAGCUCGAGGCAUGCGCCGUGGGAUUCUUGGUCAUGGGCACCAAGGAGGUCAAAGAGAAGGGUAAAGGCCCCGUUAUCGAGGACGCGCACUACCUAGGCGACGGAUUAUGGAAACUCACUACAGACUAG
Molecule: messenger RNA, 594 nt
Organism: Daldinia childiae
Lineage: Eukaryota; Fungi; Ascomycota; Sordariomycetes; Xylariales; Hypoxylaceae
Product: Translation machinery-associated protein 20
Exons: 2
Coding region: 1-594 (197 amino acids)
Biological process (GO): formation of translation preinitiation complex
Molecular function (GO): RNA binding
Source: RefSeq, a predicted model, not a curated record